AUGGCUUCAGUCCCAAGCGACUAUUUGCAGCGCGUCUACGCAGGCGUGCUGGGCAAGCUCGUUGGCGUCUACCUCGGGCGACCCUUUGAAAACUGGACCUACCAGGAAAUUCAGGAGAGACUCGGAGACAUCAAUUACUAUGUUCACGACAAGUUGGGCGUGCCGUUGGUGGUCAUCGACGACGACGUAUCCGGGACCUUUGCUUUCGUCCGCGCACUUGAAGAACAUGGAGCGCAUCCCGAUAUCUCGUCCAAAGAGAUCGGCAAAACGUGGCUGAACCAGGUGAUUGAACGCCGCAGCAUCUUCUGGUGGGGUGGAAACGGCAUCUCGACGGAGCAUACAGCCUUUCUCAACCUCAAAAACGGCACUUGUGCUCCUCUGAGCGGUGCGGCCUCGACCAAUGGAAAUACCAUAGCUGAGCAAAUCGGCGCCCAGAUCUUCAUUGAUGGCUGGGCCAUGGUCGCGCCGGGCAGGCCAGCCUUGGCCACACGAUUUGCGGAGUCUGCCGCCCGCGUGAGCCACGACGGGGAAGCGGUACACGCGGCCAAGCUGUGGGCAGCCAUGGAGGCAGAGGCUUUUGUUUCCAGUGAUAUUGAUCAUCUGCUCAGUGUUGGACUCCAAGCUAUUCCCGCCGACUCACUCAUCGCCAGGAUGAUUGCCGAUGUGCGGGAUUGGGCGUGUCAGGAGAAGGACUGGAGACAGACUCGCCAAAGGAUUGAGGACAACUAUGGUUAUGACAAGUAUCUAGGCAUUUGCCACGUCAUUCCCAACCACGCCGUCAUGAUCAUGGCUUUGUUAUAUGGGGGCCAUGACUUCCACACGGCCAUGCAUAUCAUCAAUACCUCUGGCUGGGAUACGGAUUGCAAUUCUGGUAAUGUUGCAUGCCUAGUGGCUCUCAUGCACGGGCUCUCGGCCUUCCAAGGAGGUCCGGAUUGGCUGGGCCCUCUCGCGGACCGAGUGAUCAUAUCAAGUGCUGAUGGUGGCUACUCCAUAAACAACGCCUCUCGUAUCGCCUACAACAUUGCCAAUCUUGGCCUUCGAUUGUCAAACUUGCCGGAAAUACCACCGCCAAAGAAGGCUGCACAGUUUCACUUCUCCCUUCCGGGUGGUGUUCAGGGCUUUCGGGCGACAGCGAACCAGGAGACGGUCUCUGUCAGCCAGGGGCUAAACAAUGGAAUUAACAGCCUCGUCAUUCGUGUUGAAGGGUUGCAGAGCAUGGAUGGUACCGCCGAAGUCAUGACUGACACUUUCACGCCGCUGGAUAUCCUCCAGGUUGACCGAAACUACGAGAUGAUGGCCUCACCUCUCGUUUAUCCCGGCCAGCUCUUGACAGCGGAGGUGUGCGCGGCUGGGAGUAGCACAGAGGAAGCUACAGCUUGUUUGCGAGCUAAAGCAUACGACGAGCAAGAUAACUUGAUCACCGUAGAUAGCGCCGCCACGACUUUGCUACCAGGGAAGGCGAGUAAGCUCGAGUGGUUGAUUCCCGAAAGCCUGCAGAACCGUCCUAUUCAACAAAUAGGUCUUGCCGUCAAGCCCAAACGGUUCCACUCAACUCUGGAUACGACGGUGUAUCUUGAUAGUCUCCGCUGGGAUGGGAUACCUCGGGUGUGUUUCAAACGGCCAGCGAACAAAUCCCAGAGCUUCUGGCGUCGGUCCUGGGUCAGCUCCAUCGACAAAAUGCACACAGAUAUGGGGCCAUCAUUUUUCCUCGCCCAAGAUAGGGGGGAAGGCAUCUUGAGCCAAGGUACUCGAGACUGGGACAAUUAUGAGGCGGUGGUCUCUAACUUUGUCGUCAACUUUGGCGGGCCAAUGGGCAUUGCCACCCGUGUUCAGGGUCUGAAUCGCUACUACUCUCUUCUGUUCAGCAAAACCAAGCGGGUAGCUUUGGUUAAAGCCGCAGAUGAGAAAAGGAUAGAGUUGGCAAGCGAGUAUUUCUAUUGGGAGCAUGAUGUCAAGUAUGAUGUCUCCCUAGCCGCACAAGGCAAUAAGAUCAUAGGUCGGGUCAAUGGCAUCGUUCUGGAGGCCAUCGAUACUGACUAUGCUGGCGGGGCAGUAGGCCUGGUUGUGACGGAUGGAUCAUUGUCGGCAGACAGCAUCACCGUAUCUCCAAUAGCUCAGUAG
This is a messenger RNA of Thyridium curvatum, 2121 nucleotides long. RefSeq lists its product as uncharacterized. The transcript has a single exon. NCBI's taxonomy places the organism in Eukaryota, Fungi, Ascomycota, Sordariomycetes, Thyridiales, Thyridiaceae. The record is from RefSeq and is a predicted model, not a curated record. The coding region runs from base 1 to 2121 and encodes 706 amino acids.